Molecule: messenger RNA, 222 nt
Organism: Blastomyces gilchristii SLH14081
Lineage: Eukaryota; Fungi; Ascomycota; Eurotiomycetes; Onygenales; Ajellomycetaceae
Exons: 3
Coding region: 1-222 (73 amino acids)
Source: RefSeq, a predicted model, not a curated record
AUGAUCCCAUUUGAAAAAUGUGACAAGAGUAGACAUGAAAUUGGUAAUGAGAUUAUCAAAUAUUCUGAUCCUGGUCUCAGACACGGUCACACGAAUAUUAAGAAGACAGUUCUACUCUCUGAGCAUGUCAAUCUACUUACUACUGAGAUGAAACCUAAGACAGCAGAUCAGAAAAUGCCGGAUUUUGAAGUACAGAUUAAUCUGACUGAGAGAGAGCAGUAA